Messenger RNA from Fomitopsis serialis, 870 nucleotides. RefSeq names its product mitochondrial PGP phosphatase-domain-containing protein. Gene Ontology annotation, molecular function: phosphatidylglycerophosphatase activity. Bases 1 to 870 code for a protein of 289 amino acids. The transcript has 5 exons. The record is from RefSeq and is a predicted model, not a curated record. Lineage: Eukaryota; Fungi; Basidiomycota; Agaricomycetes; Polyporales; Fomitopsidaceae.
AUGCCGCUCAACAUCCCGGGCACGCUAGUACCUCUACACCUCCUCAUCAAUCCGAGGUUGAUCGUCCCGCAGAUGAUUGUAAAAGAUAUUCGCCAGCUUGACUUCCCCGAGCUGCGUCGCACGGGGUACCGAGGUGCUGUGUUCGACAAGGACAAUUGUCUCACCCCUCCACAUCGGGAUACUCUCGUUCCGGAUCUCAAGGAUGCUUGGGAUGAAUGCCGCAAAACCUUCGGGCCUCAAAACGUGCUCAUCGUCAGCAACUCCGCUGGCUCGCACCUGGACGCAGGCGAGAUUCAGGCCGAGUCCGUCUCGCAUCACCUCUCCGCUCCAGUCCUCCGCCAUCCAUCAUUCAAACCAUCGUACUCAUGUAUAUCUUCCAUCCGCGCAUACUUCGCUUCCCUCCCUCGACCCGUUCGCGACGAGGAACUAAUCGUCGUCGGCGAUCGCAUAUUCACAGAUACCGUCAUGGCCAACCGUAUGGCUCGCCACGAGCGGGUAUCACAGCCAACCGCCCCUUCACCCGCGGGCGAACAGCCAGACUUAGUCGAUAGCCCCAGCAAGGAGCUCGACGUCUUCGCUCCACGAGCGCCCGCGUCCAGUCCGACUGCUUCGUCGCGCGUGCGAGUGGGCCCGUUAGCGAUUCUGACGACCACAGUGUGGGAGCGCGACAGCCCGAUCUUGCGCCGGCUGGAGAUGCAGCUCUUGAGGGGCGUUGAGCGGUGGGUGCUCGGCGAGGGCCGGGGAGCGGCGCAAGACUGGACGGAUGUGCGUUAUGGGAGGUUCUUCAAGGAGUUGGCGAUGCCGGAGGUGCUGCGGAGAGAGAAGCCGGGGUUUGUGAGAAGGAUGCUGAGGCGAUGGAGGGGAGAAUGA